AUGUCGUCAAUCUUCUCCGUUCCGAGUCCAAUCAAGGCGUUGUUUGAGCAAUUUCCGCUGGCAACGUAUCGUCCAAUCUCUAAGCAAGAUGAUUAUAUGAGGGACGAGAUCAGAAGUCGGAAAUAUGCGUUCCAAGGCCCGAACGCCAAGCAACAAACUCCUAAUAACGUUUUCACUCUUGGCGUUUACAACGUCUUUACAGAUUCCAACACGAGCUGUGUGUUGGCAACAGACCCCAAUUGUCUGUACGCUCAAUUUGCCCUCUCUAAGAAGAACUCGCUGAGUCUACCAAAAGCUAGUUCGCUGUACGAAGAGAAAGGAUAUCAACACAGCAUUGGCCUUCUAUCCCACGAUGCCAGCUCAAGGGAAACCUUGCCAAUUUUGAUCGAGGGCUACAGUGAGAGAAACAUUCGAUCCUCUGAAGGCAUCGACGAAGUACUAAGGUCGCGGGUCUCAGACGAUCCAGAGCAACUGAUGUACAUUACCAUGCUUGACCACGUCGUUUACGAUUGCUGGAUUACUCAAGUCAUCUACCACACUACAGAAGAACAAUUCCUAACACUUUAUUCGUACAAUUCCAAAGACCGCAACAUAUUCCUGAAUCGUCUCGCUACUUCUAGUAUGAAAUCGGCUCUCGUCAAACGUAAUGAGUUCCAUCUACGUCAUAAGGAACUCGUCAAGAACAUAAAGUCCCCAUUGAACGUCUACAAAGCACGCUCGCUCGAGCAACUGUUACGGCCAAUUUUCGAAAAAUGCAUGAGAACAUUGCUACAAUUCCAAGAAAUUCUCGGAGAGAAACCAUUCUUCUCCACAACCGACGGCUCUCCAACGUAUCUCGAGCUCAAGAUAGCAAGUUACGUUCUAUGCAUUCUAAACCUUGACGACUCAGUUCCCCUAAAAGCAUUUGUCGAGAAGCAAUGUCCCCACCUUGUGAAACUCUCCAGGGCUACUCUCGUUGGGCUCGAGCAGGCUAAUUCCAGCCACUAA
Messenger RNA from Torulaspora delbrueckii, 987 nucleotides. It is a transcript of the gene SAM35, whose product is annotated as SAM complex subunit SAM35. The coding region runs from base 1 to 987 and encodes 328 amino acids. Lineage: Eukaryota; Fungi; Ascomycota; Saccharomycetes; Saccharomycetales; Saccharomycetaceae. The transcript has a single exon. The record is from RefSeq and is a predicted model, not a curated record.